Colias croceus (clouded yellow) is the source of this 1279-nucleotide messenger RNA. Its product is annotated as CD63 antigen-like. Gene Ontology annotation, cellular component: membrane. The record is from RefSeq and is a predicted model, not a curated record. Lineage: Eukaryota; Metazoa; Arthropoda; Insecta; Lepidoptera; Pieridae. Bases 42 to 944 code for a protein of 300 amino acids. The transcript has 5 exons.
ACUAGAGUGCGUGAAGCAGAGCGUAUACUUGUACCUACAAAAUGACUGUGGCCACAGCUGGUAUACAAAAUAUGAAAUUCAACAAAACAGAAUCGGAAUACAACAUGAAAUCCAUACGGUUUCUACUGCUGACUAUCACUACUAUGUUUAUUAUAAUAGCUGGGUUAAUGAUAGUACUGGGUAUCACAGUAUACACCCAUUAUCAUCAUUUCACGUUCUUCUAUGAAGCCGCUAAAAGCGGCAGGUUCCUGACUCCCUCGUUGAUGUGCGUUCUGUUUGGGAUGAUGCUCUUCAUCAUCACACUGUUCGGUUUCUUUGGAAGCUUGAAGCAGAGCACAUGCUUGGUUAAUUUGUAUGCGUUUUUCCUGUUCCUGAUGGUGAUUUUAAAACUGGUCCUUGUAAUAAUGUCGUUCACAUUGAGUGCAGAUAAACUAUUGAAUUAUGUGAGUGUGCCCGUCGAAGAUUACGUCAACGACCCCGAAAUUAAAGUGGAAAUUGAUAUUUUACAAAAUACGCUGAACUGCUGCGGCAGUACAUCCUACCGCGACUAUGCUGGCAUGAACUUCACCAGCGAAGACUCCACUGUUAUAAUAGCCAGCGCUGAUGCCGACUCUGUGGUGGUCCCUGCGACAUGCUGCGUCACCACGGGCGAGGUGUAUUGCACUAGGCUAAGAGCUUCAGGGUGCAAAUCCGCCUUGGUCAACAUGCUUAUACAGAAUUCGAGUGUGAUCGGUGUUUUGGGAGUGUCUGUCACUUUUAUACAGAUCCUCGGUAUCAUCUUUGCGCUUCUCUUAGCUCGCUGCAUCCGAAAAAUGAAAAGCGAAAGGGCUCUAAUGCUAUGGACAAUCAAAGAACAGAUGAUUAUGGCGCGAAAAACGGAGGAGGACAACACUAGUGAUAAUAACACGGUCUUUAUUGCUCAACCUGACUCAAGCACGGCAUAGACCAUAGAUAUUAAAUCAGAAAUAUUUAAAUCACAUUGCACACUUAAAUCCUAGCAAACCUGCAACAGCAGUUACUAAUUAUUAUUAUUAUCCGUUAAUCGACUUAAUCAUGUGGAUUCAUUGUUUUUGUAGAUUCAGUAAUAGAUAUGCCAUUUAGGUAGUUAGUAUAGUAUUAAAUUAUCUGUGUAGAUGAAUGUGGUUUUUAUUCAGGCUGGAUCUUUAAUCAAUUCAUCAUUGUUACUUACCUAUAAACUUGUAUGAUAAUAGCUGGUAUGUUUGAAUGUUUAGUAUAUUAAUACUAUUAUUGUAUUAUAAAUAUAUUUUAUACAACUUUA